CCCCCCCGACCUCAAACCCUAGCUCCCAUGGUGCAAGACACACCCAGCUCCCCCGCUUCCAACGCCGACCACCCCUCCCCGCCGUCCCGCCUCCUCUCCAAGCACCGCCCGCGCCGCCGUGCCGCGGCCCCUCGCCCGCCCCUGCCGCCAGCGCCCGCACGCGGCCAGCUCGACCUCGCCCUCUGCCACUGCUGCGGCGUCCGUUUCCCGCCGCCGCAGCCGGGGUCCAAGCGCCGCCCGGUUCGCCCUCUCAGCUCCCUCUGGCGCGUCCUCCUCCUCUGCGCGGAAUGCCUCUCCCUCGUCCGCUCCGCCGCCGUCUGCUCCUACUGCCUCUCCCUCGACAACCUUCCACCCGAGGACUCCGCCGUCGCUUGUCGCCGCUGCAAGCGCUGCGUCCACCAAUGCUGCAUUCCCGCGGAGCACCGCACGGCCCUGAUCCAGCCCGUGGAUGUGGAAAAUUUUCUCUGUGUCGAUUGCUGCCCGACCUUGAGAUCGAAGAACGGGGGCUCCAAUUUGGGGCUGAAUCUGGUGGCUUACGCCAGGGAUCCCACCUCCGUGGCUGGGGGCAACGCUGUGAGGAAGUCUGUGGAGGUGAAGUCAGCUUCCAAGCGGGGUAAGGACGUGCUUGCCCUCACCAGCAUUGGGGGCGGUGGGUCUGAUGGGAGAGGAAGCGGUGAUCCGGCAUUGCUGGAUGAGGAAUUGGCGUUGCAGCUGCAUCUGGCAAUGAAUGGAUCACAGAGGAUUUCACGUUCAGGGAACUCGUCUGGUGGUGGCUCCGCCGAGCAGGACAAGGGGAAGAAAGAUGUGGUUGGUGGAAGGAAGGGUAAUGGAGAUCAGGAUAUUUGUGUAACCAAUAUGAUGGCUCAGCUUGAUGAUGAAGCAGAACCGGGUUGCAAUAUGGUUUCAAAGCGUUUUAGGAGAUUUGGUCCCUCAGUCACCGUGGUUCUUGCUCUUGGAUGCGUGAAAGGUAAGCAUGCCCAGGAGAGCAUGAAAGCUAAAAGAAAAGAUCCUCCCAUGACUGAACAGCAGGAUAAUUUGGUGGAUCGGUAUAAGAAGAAGUAUAGCAAAAGGAGCUCAAGUAAGCAGGCAAAAGUUGAAAAUAUUGCAAGUGGGACCAUGCGUGAUGGGAAGGACAUGGAUGGUGAUCAUGGUGGUAAUGGUGUAGUUCCUGUGAAAUAGACUGCUUGGUGCCUCUUAGAGGCACUAUUGGCGCACAAGAACUGUGCAGUGAGCAUGCCUUGUUUCGCCUGUGCGAGCAAGGAUUCCCUUGCUACUUCUAGCGAGAUUGCUGAUUAAGGCUAUGAAUCCAAACGCCUAUCCUCGGUUAGCAUUGUUGGGCAAGGAGUGUCCUGAGCUAGCAAGCCAGCUAAACAUGCCCAAGAUAACCAAUAGUUGCAACAAAGGGGCGAACAUGCAGCCAAAGGCAGGGGAUUAGUCAACAGGGAGGAGGGAGGACGCAUGGGUUUAACAAUAGAGAGACUAAAAUACAUAGAUGCUGAGAGUUACAACUUACCAGAAUAAAACAAGCUUGUAUAGGUGUAUAAGUUCAAUUAAAAACAUAUUAGACUAGUUAGGCCAUCUUUGCAGGCAUCUUAUAACUUUAACAUCUUAGUAAUCAUUGUGGUGUACAACUAUUGCUCUCAACUUUAAUAAGUGUUAUAGGGGAAAAGGGAUAAAUACGAUGGUUAUUAUCAAAAUCUAACUGCUAAAGUUCAAGGUACAUGCACUGGAUUAGAGGUCCACUUGAAUUGUAGAAUGUAUCUGAAUAGUGUGUCAGCAAUAUUUUUAUGUGUAAUAUGACGAUUGCCGUGUCUAUCCUCAUGUUUGUGUUUUCUCUUUGUAGCAGUGUUCUUAAUAUCAAGCAGCAGAAACUGUGGUCCUUAAUGCUGAACACUUAUGAUUAUAAUGUGCUACAAUAUGCAUGCUAAGUCAAUAACCUAUCUAUACAUUUCACUGAUCUGAUUGCUAUAUACAAUCCUCAUAUCUACAUAUCUAACUAUAUUCUUGUGUACCCUAUGUCCUUAUGAUUUUCCACAUAGCUUGUGUGCUACAUAGGCAUAUAGUAAAUUCUGAAAAGGAGCAAUGAGGAUCGUGAUUUAUAUGUUUCUGAUAAAUGGAAGGGCUAUUUGAUAUAAGCUUGUAAAUAUUUUAUAUUGUUCUAGUUAUCUCUAACUUACAAUCAUAAGUACAUAAGUGGCCUAACAAAAAAUUGGAGCAGUAAACUUUCUGCUAUACUUAUGCAAGUGCAUAGGUACUCUGAGCAUGUGAAGCUAAGUCUAACAUUUGAUGAGCACAUAGUUUCGUCAAAUAGAACCAGAUUUUGCUGCUUGAUGCUCCAAUUAAGAUAUAUCAGUUUUACCAUGCCUGUACUCUGCAAUAUGCAUUAAAAAAGCACACCCCUGCCUAUUUCUCUUCCUAGAGGGCAUGAUAUUUUCUUCACCCUUAGAUGAUUUUUAUUUUUUUACAAUUGGCUAACACCAACCCAUAACCCACUCCCAUCUGGCUUCUCUGAGAAGCAAGCCCAUCUGAACAUGAUUAGCGAGUCUCUCUAGCUGAUGAAAGGGUUGCAUUGACUGCAAGAGAAGCAGUGGAUUGACUUAUGUGGUAUUGUAUCUGCGUUCACAUCUUGUUGGUCACUUUUAGAAUUUCUGCUUCAUAAUGGAGAUUGACUGAGUAUUGAAAUAAUCUAAUUGUAGGAAUCUUCUUGUCAAACUCUAAUAACCAUUCCUUUGUGUGAUGCCAGUGAGAUUUCUUUUGCCCCCCUUUGAAUCCUGAGCGUAAAUUAUUAUGUUUUGAAGGGUAUUAAAGCAAUAUAUCUGAUGGACUUAGUAAGCAUUGUAGUAUUUGGAAAUGUUAUGCACUACUGCAAAUUGCUAGGCCUUAUGGUUAAACUUACCAAACACUUGGAAGAACAUAGUAAACUCUACUCUGAUUUUUUAAACAAUUAUGGCGCUGGUUGUCAUAUGAAUGAAAGUUAUUA
Molecule: messenger RNA, 2980 nt
Organism: Phragmites australis (common reed)
Lineage: Eukaryota; Viridiplantae; Streptophyta; Magnoliopsida; Poales; Poaceae
Exons: 2
Coding region: 28-1179 (383 amino acids)
Source: RefSeq, a predicted model, not a curated record